Molecule: messenger RNA, 2081 nt
Organism: Podarcis muralis (Common wall lizard)
Lineage: Eukaryota; Metazoa; Chordata; Lepidosauria; Squamata; Lacertidae
Gene: PPHLN1
Product: periphilin 1
Biological process (GO): negative regulation of gene expression, epigenetic; protein localization to heterochromatin; negative regulation of DNA-templated transcription
Cellular component (GO): nucleoplasm
Source: RefSeq, a predicted model, not a curated record
GGUGACGUCACCUAACGCGCCGGAAGUGGAUUAGGGACAAGCUCCGUGUUGUGGCGGUCUUGACAGGCGGCGGGAACCCGCCGCCUAGAAAUUCCGAUGAGACGUCGAAGGGUUGAGAAAUGUUCCACCCGGUGAACUUCUGUUGCAGUCGCGUCUGUGCAGAGUUGCAAUAAUAGAACGAAUUUAUUGGGAUUUAAAACACUGUUGAAGAAAGAACAAAAUGCCAACCUGGACAAUACAGCUAGAUUUGGACUAGCCACAAGGCUGCAAGUUCAGUCAGUGAGCUUUGAUUCAGUGUUUUACUACAAGAAUGCAUACAACAGGUACAACAGUAGUUCUACAGGACAGCUUAAGAGUGGGUUUAAAGCCUACUGACAGCUUAUCAAAAGUGGCAUACAGAAGAGAUGAUGUGUGGUCUGAUGAACGAUAUGAUUAUGAUAGACUUCCGCGAGAGCGGCUUCCUCCACGUCCUGAUUGUUUGACGAAAGUAUUUGACAGCGUAGAACACCAGGAGUCAGAGUGCUCUUCUCAUUUUCAACGGGCUGGAGAUUGGAUGAGAUUGAACGACAUAUAUCUAGAAGACUAUGCUCGAGAAGUCAACUUUGUGAACAAGAAACCACCACUUCCAGAGAGACCUGGGGAAGGAAGCUACAGUAGAUAUGAAUAUAGUCAUGCUCCUGUUGGCUAUAGAGAUUACGGAGAUGGCCGCGGUUUUGCCCACGAAAGAAGAAGUGGACCACCACACAGAAUGGAUGAUCCUGGAUAUAGAUGGCAAAGGGACGACCAUCCUGCUAGUCGUCAGCCUGAUUAUAGGGACCUGAGAGACGGCAUGCGCCGGAAACCCGUCUAUCCUCACUAUGCGAGAGAUCGAUCCCCGCAUAAGAGAGAUUCUCCUUACUUCAGGGAAUCACCGGUCAGCCGAAGGGAUUCCCCCCACAGCAGAUCUGGGUCCAGCAUCAGCAGCAGAAGUUACUCUCCCGACAGAAGCAAAGCCUAUGCCUACCACCAGUCCCAGCAUAGCAGAAGUAUGUCAUCUUUACCUAAAAGAAAUAUUUCUCAACAAGGUAAAGAGAAAAGCGCCUCUCAGUCCUUGAAAACGUCAAGAGAUGUCUCUCCCUCAGGAACAGCAGCAGGGCCACCUUCAAAGGCCUUGGACAAAAGUAGCCGCUUGUCAGAAAAGGAGCUUGCAGAGGCUGCAAGUAGGUGGGCAGCUGAAAAAGCAGAGAAGACAGACACAAGCAGCGUACCUGAAAUUUCAGAUUAUGAAGCUGCAUCCUCAGAACCGUUAUAUGCAGAACGCCACGAAGAAACUGGCGCCAGCAUACCAGACAAUAAUGAACUGUUUGAAGACAGCCCGCAUGUUAGUCGUUCCAAGGCAAUUGCAGCAAAGACAAAGGAGAUUGAACAGGUGUACAGGCAGGAUUGCGAAACCUUUGGUGCUGUAGUGAAAAUGCUGAUUGAAAAAGACCCUGCGUUAGAAAAACCCAUCCAGUUUUCCUUGAGACAGAAUUUGCACGAGAUUGGUGAGAGAUGUAUUGAAGAACUUAAGCACUUCAUUGCAGAAUACGACACCGUCAGGCACGAAUUUGAAGAAUCGUAAGAUCAACUUGGGAUUGUCCAUAUGUAAAUUGGAAACUAUUUAAAAAUGGAUUUCCCAUCAGCAUCUGCACCCUUGACUGCAUAAUUCAUUAACAGUUAAGUAAAUUCCUGAAGAAGGCGAAAACAUGUUUGAGGUAUUGUUAUGGUCAUUUCUGAAAUUCAGUGCAGAUGUACAUUCCAUGUAUGCAGUAUACAUUAGAACAUGCUUAACAAAGUGACAUGCUCCAUUACCAAAGCUAGCUACGUAUAUGCAGUAGUAAUGGUGGAGUAAAUUUACAUAUGUGUUUAGGGUAGUUUUUUGUUAUGUUGUAAAACUAAACUUAAAAAGUAGCCUUUUGUAAACUGAAAUUAAACAAAAUACUUCUGAAUAAGUUGGCAAUUUGCAUUUUAAAAAAAAUUCUUUAAUCCUAAAAGAAUCGAAGAAAGGGUAUGCUGUUCCCCUUCCAGUGUUUUCAUUUGUGUACAUAAAAACAUAUUUCAGA